Cornus florida is the source of this 369-nucleotide messenger RNA. Its product is annotated as mevalonate kinase-like. The coding region runs from base 1 to 369 and encodes 122 amino acids. Gene Ontology annotation, cellular component: cytoplasm. NCBI's taxonomy places the organism in Eukaryota, Viridiplantae, Streptophyta, Magnoliopsida, Cornales, Cornaceae. Gene Ontology annotation, molecular function: mevalonate kinase activity; ATP binding. The record is from RefSeq and is a predicted model, not a curated record. Gene Ontology annotation, biological process: isoprenoid biosynthetic process. The transcript has a single exon.
AUGAUCAAGUUCAGGCCAGGUGAUUUAACACGGAUCAAGUCCAAUAUGCCACUCAAAAUGCUCAUAACUAACACCAAAGUUGGGAGGAAUACAAAGGCAUUAGUUACUGGUGUUUCAGAGAGGACUCUCAGGCAUCCAAAAGCUAUAACAGCUGUAUUUACUGCUAUUGAUUCUAUUAGCAAUGAACUAGCUACUAUUAUCCAGUCUCCUGUUCUUCAUGACAUUGCUAUAACUAAGAAGGAAGAGAAAUUAGAAGAAUUAAUGGAAAUGAACCAAGGGUUGCUUCAAUGUAUGGGGGUCAGCCAUUCUUCAAUAGAAACUGUGCUUCGAACAACGUUGAAAUACAAAUUAGUUACCAAGCUGACAUGA